GUCUGAGGCCUGGCCCGCCUGCGGGUGGCGUCGACAGGCUCCGGGAUCGAGCGAAAGGCGCGGGUGAGAGGGCUGUUGGGGCGUGGCGCUCUGUACGUGCUCAGUGGUACCUCCGCUUCGUGAGGAUUGGAGAAGCGCGGUCGCUCCAUACAGCGCCACCUCAGCCUGGAGCAGCAAUGAAGAGGGGGUAUAAGAGUCAUUCGUGCUGGCGUUAGCAGCAGAGGUGUCUGAUUGAAACAUGUCUUAUCGAAGCAACGAACGGGACUUCCAGAACUCAGCUCGGAGAAUGGGGACCUCUCUGCUUUUUCAGCUGUCGGUCCAUGAACGAGAACUGGACUUGGUCUUCCUGGAUCACAGUUAUGCUAAGCCCUGGAGUGCUCAUCCUGAUGCUAGCAACGCCCGUCCAACUCGUUUGCUCUUUGUCACUCCCAGGAGGCAUCAGGAUAGUAGUGCAGUUGAGGCAGAUGUUCCCAUUGAUGUAGAAACAGUGACACCUACACCUGUGCCACUCUAUGACAACCAGAAAGCCCGCACUGUGAUGAAUGAGUGUGAGCGUCAUGUGAUUUUUGCCCGCACAGAUACAGAUACUCCUCCUCCACCUGAUGACUGGGAGGAACAUAUGAACAGGUCAGGUUGGACUGUGGCCCAGAACAAGCUGUUCAAUAAAAUCCUGAAAGCCUUGCAGUCUGACAGGCUGGCUCGGUUAGCCAAUGAAGGGGCUUGCAAUGAGCCAGUGCUAAGGAGGAUAGCAGUGGACAAAUGUGCUCGACGGGUCCGCCAGGCUCUGGCAAGCAUCAGUUGGGAUACCAAGUUGAUCCAGUGGCUUCACUCAACUCUGGUGGAGACCCUCAGCUUGCCUAUGCUUGCUGCUUACCUGGAUGCUUUACAGACUCUUAAGGGAAAGAUUCCCACCCUGAUAGAUCGGAUGCUAUUGUCAUCUUCUGCAAAAACAGGCGCUGAAGCUCUGUCCCUUUUGCUGAAGAGACCGUGGGACCCGGCUGUGGGUGUCCUUUCACAUAACAAACCAAGCAAGCUGCCUGGUUCUCCCCUGAUCCUGCUGGCAUCUUCUGGACCUUCCAAUUCAUUGUUUCCUACUUCUCGUCGGCAUCGAUUCUGGCAAUCCCAGCUCUCUUGUUUGGGAAAGGUGAUCCCAGUUGCUACCCAUUUGAUGAAUAACGGCAGUGGUGUUGGAGUGUUGCAGUGCCUCGAACACAUGAUUGGUGCUGUGAGAGGCAAAGUAUUAGAAAUCCACAGCCAUUUCUCCCACAAGCCAAUCAUCCUGAUUGGCUGGAACACAGGAGCCUUGGUGGCUUCUCAUGUUUCAGUGCUUGAGGAGGUCACUGCAGUUGUGUGCCUUGGAUUUCCUCUCAUAACAGUGGAUGGGCCCAGAGGGGAUGUGGAUGAUCCCCUUCUGGACAUGAAAACUCCAGUCCUUUUUGUGAUUGGUCAGAACUCCCUUCAGUGUAACAGUGAAGCAAUGGAAGAUUUCCGAGAGAAGCUUCGGGCUGAAAACAGCCUUGUUGUGGUUGGAGGUGCUGAUGAUAAUCUCAGGGUAAGCAAAGCCAAAAAGAAGUCUGAAGGUCUGACACAGAGUAUGGUGGACAGAUGCAUACAGGAUGAAAUAGCCGACUUCCUGACCGGUGUGCUCACCCGAGCAGACAGCCAUUCAGGUUCUGAUCCUCGUGAUCUAGAUGCUGAGAAGAAGAAGAAAACACGUGACUCUGCUAGAAGAGAUCUGUCAUUUGACACGACAGAGAGGAGCAGUCGGCCUGCAUCCCCUGCAACUAAGGUCCCAGCUUCACCUUCAGGUUCAGAGGAUCUCUCCAGUGUCUCCAGCAGCCCCACCUCCAGCCCCAAAGCUAAAAUGGUCACUGUGUCAUCUGUUCAGAAAUCCACUCAGAUUGGUGCUACCCAGAUGUUGAAGAGGCCUGUGCAGAGAACAGAAGCAGUGUUGGCGCACAAAACAGCUCAAGCUCAGUUUGCUGCAUUUCUGAAACAAAACAUGCUGGUGAGGAAAUCUCUUCCUCCUGGCACGUCUUCAUGCCUCUUUGUCUCUUCAGAGCAGCAGCUGGAUGCAGGAGAGAAAGAAGAUCUGCGGAUGCAGCUGAAGAGGCACCAGGCUCCCAGCCCCACCCAGUGCAGCAAAUCUGCCAAGCGUGCCAAAAUCAAGGUGACCAUCGUCUCCCAUGGGGAAGCUGCUGGAGCAGGGAAUGGAGCCCCCCUGGAUGUAUCACCAGAAACAGCUGCAGUGAAACCUCUUGCUGUGGCCUUUGGACAAUCUGUGCUGGGUGCAAAAGAGGUGACGGGAGUGCUUGCCACCUCAAAGCAAAGUUCUGCAGCAGACAGCCCCUCUAUCAGUCCUACACCCUCUGCUAUGAUCCCCAGUAGCACAGCUCCGAGUGCUUUCCAUGCUCUGCAGAACAGGCUGGUGGCCAGCAGCACGCAAUGUGUACAAGCACAACCCAGCACUCCACUCCAAGGGGCAGCAUCAGCCAGCAGUCUUCUGCAGGGCUUGAGCUUCAGCCUGCAGGACAUUGGCACAAAGCCAGCAGCUCUCCCAGCAAGCGUUGCUGCCGCGGGGCCUUCGGUUCAGACCUCAACCCUGAAGACCUCUGCACCAGUCCAGAACUUAACUGCAAUAACCACCAGUACAGGAACAAUUGUUCGCACUAUCCCAGUAGCCACGACUUUAUCGUCCCUUGGAGCUUCAGCAAGUGCAAAGCCCACCACAAUUCAUCAGCUGCUCACAAAUGGGGGGCUGGCAAAGCUUGCAAGCAGCCUUCCUGGCUUGGCUCACAUCUCUGGUCAGGGGACAGGCUUGAAGGCCCCAACCACUAUCACUGUAACUCUGCGGGGACAGGCCAGCCGAGUCACCACCCUCAGCCAGGCAGGCAUUGGAGGUGUCCAGCCCCAGCUGGAAGAGCAACAGCUGCUCCUCCCAUCACAGCCAGCCCAGAUUCCAGACAGCACAGUUGGAAACUUAACUAACCCAGCAUCCAGCUCCAUGCCUGCCACUAAACUGCUGACUCAGGUGGAACUUGGCAAAGGCCAAGCUGGUGUAGAGAUGCCUUCUUCUGACCCGGUGUCUCAACCAAUCUCAGUCACACUUCCUGUGGCAGUAACCACCACAAGCCCCAUGAAGACUCUAUAUGUGAUGUCAGAUGCCAAACUGUCGGCACUCAAAAAAUCCGUCAUGGCAGAGGCUGCUUCUGUCCCACUGAAGCCCGCAGCAAUCCAGACUACUGCUGUAUCCUCCUCUGCCACUGCCCCUCUUGGAGCUGUGACUUUUGCCACCACCACACCAGCCAGUAAUUCCAGCCCACCCUGCAGCCUGGUGCAUUCCAAAGUAGGACCUGUUUUACAGACAACAUCCAAGACUGUUAUACUGACCUCUACACUAACAGCUAUGAAGGGUGACCGGGCUCUUGGACAAAGGGGAGAGAAAGUUAAUCUGACCAAAGGCCAUGCUGUGGGUGCCCUGGAGACCCUGGGCAGGGUGCCUUCUGUUAUGGAUGACAGCAGCACCAUCAUCCACACCCGGGAGUCUCUUACUAACAGACAUUUAUUGCCCCAGGGCAUGUUGCCUGCUGCACCUGGCACCACGCUUAUAACACUAGGCAGUAACCUGGCCAGCUCCUCUAUCAUAGCCACUGCUGGCCCUGCCCUCAGCCAGAAGCCAUAGCAACUCCAUGCUUUCUUACUGUUAACUUGGUUUUUGCCUUUGCUAUGGAAAAUGAAACUUUGUUGUGGGAACAAGAGUAUUGUUCCCUGAUUUUUAUCCUCUGUACUGGGAGGAUGCUUUGGUUUGUUCAUUGGUCACUUUUAAUAAACUUUUUUUUGUGUA
Messenger RNA from Heteronotia binoei (common prickly gecko), 3844 nucleotides. It is a transcript of the gene KANSL3, whose product is annotated as KAT8 regulatory NSL complex subunit 3. Bases 239 to 3682 code for a protein of 1147 amino acids. The transcript has 23 exons. Lineage: Eukaryota; Metazoa; Chordata; Lepidosauria; Squamata; Gekkonidae. Gene Ontology annotation, cellular component: NSL complex. The record is from RefSeq and is a predicted model, not a curated record. Gene Ontology annotation, biological process: positive regulation of transcription by RNA polymerase II.